Molecule: messenger RNA, 4712 nt
Organism: Cyclopterus lumpus (lumpfish)
Lineage: Eukaryota; Metazoa; Chordata; Actinopteri; Perciformes; Cyclopteridae
Exons: 2
Coding region: 668-1879 (403 amino acids)
Source: RefSeq, a predicted model, not a curated record
GAGAGCUAGACGGAGAGAGAGAGAGAGAGAGAGAGAGAGAGGAGAAUUUCAACAGGAGAAGCUGUGACAAAGAUGAGCUCCUGAACAAUCUUAAAACUUUGGACCUAAAAAAUGAGACAACAUGAAGAAUUGCUUUCACAAAUCUUGAGAGAGGCUUCCUAAAGGAAAGGUCGUGGUCCAAGGAAAUGUAUCCGACCUGGAGUCCUUUAAAGAGACAUUUCCCCUGCUGAGAGCUGAGGUAGAUACCAAGAAGAUCAGCACCCCCUCUGACAAUGAGGAUGAUGAGAGACCAGCAGAGAUACGCAACACCUUGACCAUCUCUGCCCCUCCCACACCUAUAAACUACUCCAAUAGGCUGAAGGAGAAUCUGGUCCUGCUGGAGCUGGAAUUUACUGAAUUCAAAGAGCUCACCCAGGCCACCCCAGAGAACACUCUGCAACAGCUUAAAGAGGAGCUCCAGCAACUUAAAAGGGACAACCAGGCCAUUGCAUCAGACCUAAGAGGGAGUCUAAAGGAGCUGAAACAGGAGAACAGUGCUCUACGUACCCAGUUGGCCAAGGUAAAGGAGGAUGCUGAAAAGAGAGAAAAGAGUUUCACCUGGAAACUCCAACAGAUAAAAGACCAACUCUCAGCAGCCCGAAGAGUGACAAGUACAGAGACACAGACUAUGCCGGCCUGUGCCCCGAGCCCCUGCUUUGUCCCUGCCCCAUCCUCCCUGCCCUGUACCCAGCCAACCAACACCCAGCUCAGCAACACUCUGGCACCUCCAGAUUCAUCCACAGAGUCAGCAGCCAGCAGCCAACUCUGUUCAGCUCAGCUUCCCUCCACCCAGCCUGAGGAGCAAGCCCCAGAGGUAGUCCUGCUGACUGACUCAAAUGGAAAAUACCUUGACACAAAGCGGCUUUUUCCUGGUCAGAGAGUGCUCUUUAAACAUUGCAGCACCACAAGACAGGCCAUGAAGCUGCUGAAAAGGGAGACCCUUAACAACCCUCAAUGCCUGGUGAUCCACACAGGCACAGAUGACCUGCACACCCUCCAUAAAGACACUGCUGAGGCAGUAAGGAAGAUGGCGGAACAGGCCAGUGAGGAGUUCCCCAACACUCGCAUCGUCAUCUCCACCCUGCUGCCCAGAACAGACAUGCCGCCACAUGUCAUCCACGACAUCAAUAUGGAGAUCAGAAGAGGAUGUGCUGCCCUUCCAAAUGUGCACCUUGCCCACCACCCGACCAUCGGCACCUGGGACCUCUAUGAUGGACUCCAUCUACACAGAGAAGUUGUGGGAAUCUUUGCAAAGACCCUGAAAGACACGGCCCUGGGACGCAGCCCUUCCAUCCCCUCCUCUACUAGAAACUUUAGAGACUGGCCCAGACCUCCUACCCACCACCAACCCAGGUUCAGCCCUCAACCAGAAAGAAGACACAGCCGCUCAGCCAGGACCUUCACUGCUCAGCACCCCCCUGUGCACUCCCACCCUCCACACAACCAUCACUCCACCACUGUGAAGGACAGGCAGGAGAGGACCCCCACCACAGGCCCUGGGACCAGAUCCCAUCCACAGCAUCAACAGGACAGCUACGGAGCAGCCCCAGACCCCAUCCACAGCAUCAGCAACAGAGCUAUGCAGCAGCCCUUGGCCCCAGACCCCCUCCACAGCAUCAGCAGAGCAGCUAUGGAGCAGCCAUUGGCCCCAGAACCCCUCCACAGCAUCAGCAGAGCAGCUACGGAGCAGCCAUUGGCCCCAGACCCCCUCCACAGCAUCAGCAACAGAGUUAUGCUGCAGCUGAUCCCAGGCCUGUUGCCACAGCCCCUAACUCUGCUCCUUCAGAGCUGGGAGACAUCAGAGAGAUGCUGCACAUCCUGUGUGAUCGCCUCCUAUUGAAAUGAUAAGUACAUACAAUAUAUAGAUAGAAAAUUAGAUGAUAAUUUUUGAUGACAUUUUAUUAUUAUUACUAUUCCACUGUAGCGACACCCGCUUGAUUUGAUUAGACUUUAUAGAAAUUAAAUGAAAUACUCUUUAUUUAUGGAAGGAUAAUCUUCACAAUUGUCUCACCAAAUAGGUUCAUGUUUUUUUGUUUUGUUUGUUCUUCUUUUGAUCAACGUACGAACCCUGAAUUCCUCAAAUCUAUUAAACAUGUUGAUAUUCUUGUGUUAACAGAAACAUGAUGUCAGAAUGAUGCACUCACUCACUGUCCUUCAGGAUAUCACAAAGUCAUGGUGCCCUCUAUAAAGGCCAAAACAAUACGUAAGGGCAGAACUUCUGGGGGGAUCUUGGUCUGGUAUAGAGGAGAGCUGGCCAUUCACAUUUCAACAGUAAAACAAGGGAAGUCACACGUUUGGCUAAAGCUUAAUAAAAGUAUUGGAUUAGCUGACAGAGACAUCUACCUAUGUGCUACAUAUAUUCCUCCAGCAGAGUCUCCUUAUUAUGAGGAGGACAUCCUUGAUACUCUCCACACAGAGAUCAGCUAUUUCCAGGCCCAAGGAAUUGUGCUGUUGUGUGGAGACCUGAAUGCAAGGACUGGAUGUGAGCCGGACUUCCUGGAUCCACAGGGCAACAGCCAUGUAUUUGGUCAAGCCCCUCUUUACAUCACACCAACCAUCAUCAACCGGAACAACCUCGACUGUCAAAUAAAUCAGAAUGGCAGGGAGGUAGUGCACCUCUGUCGGGCCUUAGGCCUGUACAUAGUUAAUGGAAGGUUCAAAGGGGACUCUUUAGGGAGGUUCACAUACUCCUAAACUCUUGUCUGUAGUGUAGUCGACUAUUCUCUCACUGACAUGGACCCCUCCACUAUCAAUGCGUUCACUGUCAGGCAGCAAUCCCCACUUUCAGACAACAACCAAAUGAAUAUCUAUUUUAAAACAUUGAAUCAAUUCAACCCAACGUACAGAUGGACUCAGGACAGUGGGGACAAAUUCUUCAUGGCGUUAAAUUCCCCUGAUCUAUUCAGUAAAAUGUUGGAAUUCAAGGGAAAUCGGUACGACACGACCAAGGGUGGCGUUAACAUGGCCACUGCUGACGUCAACACACUGUUUCACGAGGCAGCUAUUAAAGCCAACCUUGUCAAAAUUAAAAGAUGGUACAAGAAGAAACAAAAUAAUGAAAAAUGGUUUGACAAUGAAUGUAAAAUGAAAAAUAUCAAAUUUAAAACAUCGCCAACCAAACAAUCACGACUUACGAAUUAGCUUUAGCGAAACUCUCAAAAGAUAUAAAUACACAAUUAGAAACAAAAAACAAAAUCAUACAAAUGAAAGAUUGGAGAAAAUUGAAAGCUCCAUUCAUCAAAACCAAUUCUGGGAUAUGUUAAAUACAUUGAGCACAACAAAGCCACAGCCAUUACCCAUUCAAGAUGGUGACAUGUGGAAAUCACACUUUGAGAAUCUUUAUAAAGACAUUCCACCAAAUGAACUUCAUUCAAACCACAAAAGUAUUAGAGAAAAACUGCAAACAUUAGAAUUGACAAUUAAAACUAAUCAGAACCCUCUUGACUUCCAAAUCACUUUGGAAGAAUUGAUGGGAAAAAUAAAAUGUAUCAAAACUAAAAAAGCUUGUGGUCCAGACAACAUUAAAAAUGAAAUGCCUAAAAACAUCACUCCUGCAAUGCAAAGUGCUCAAGUUGUUUAACAUCGUCCUGGGUUCAGGCUGCUUUCCUGACAUCUGGUGUGAGGGGCUUAUUUCUCCAAUUUAUAAAUGUGGAGAUAAAUUAGACCCCAAUAACUACCGUGGCAUCUGCAUUAGCAGUUGCCCGGGGAAGUUAUUUUGCAGCAUUAUAAAUAACAGAUUCUUAGAUUAUCUGGACCAACACAACAUCUUUAGUAAAACUCAAAUUGGCUUUCUUCCAAAACACCGCACCACCGAUCAUGUUUACACCCUUCACACGCUCAUUCAGAAACAUGUGCACCAAACGAAUGGAAAGAUAUUUGCUUGUUUUAUUGAUUUUAAGAAAGCAUUUGAUUCAAUUUGGCAUAAAGGACUAUGUUACAAACUUCUGCAAUCUGGCAUUGGAGGAAAAGUCUAUGACAUUAUAAAAUCUAUGUAUUUGAACAAUAAGUGUGCUGUAAAAAUAGGAGAAAGACGCACUGACUUCUUCACCCAGAGAAGAGGCGUCCGUCAAGGCUGCAAUCUGAGUCCGACGCUUUUCAACAUAUAAAUGAACUAGCAUUGCAGCUGGACCAGAGUGCAGCCCCAGGCCUCCGUCUCCUAGACAGAGAGGUGAAGUCUCUGUUCUAUGCAGAUGACCUGGUUCUGUUGUCUCCCACAGAGCAGGGACUCCAACAACAGCUAGACCUCCUGGAGGACUACUGUCAGAACUGGGCCUGGCCCUGGUUCUGUUGUCUCAUACAGAGCAGGGACUCCUACACCAGCUACACCUCCUGGAGGACUACCGUCAGAACUGGGCCCUAGCAGUAAAUCUAAAGAAGACAAACAUCAUGAUCUUCCAAAAAAGGCCCAGAUGUCAGGAAAACAAACACCAUUUUACUCUAGGAAGUACCACCAUAGAACACACCAUGAGUUACACCUAUCUGGGUCUGACUAUUACAGCCUCAGGGAGUUUUAGCCUGGCAGUGAAUGCCCUAAAAGAAAAGGCCAGAAGAGCCUCUAUGCAAUUAAAAGAACAUUUUAUAAUAUCCAAAUUCCAAUCAAAAUCUGGUGUAAGAUCAGGCCCGUAGAGAUCACCCCCGCAGCCCCUGCACCGUGGGGGGGCCUCGCGUGGCAA